AACCACGUACUCCGUUUUAAAUUUUAAUACAUCUUUUGCCAACCUGUAUUUUCAUUUCUUUUCUCACUGUUAUUUUCAGGAAACGCUCCAACUAUCUCUGAUUGUUAUGGUUUCCAUAAUUAAUAAUAAUAUUCGUUCUGUUCAAAUCCUGGUGCUCAAAUUCUGUUCUCAAUGCAUGUAAGGGGUUCAUAGGUUAUUUUAUUAUAUUGUGUAUAUAUAUAUAUAUAGAGCCUCCCUCUCCGCCAAAGCCUCAAGAACACACACAUAACAAAGACAGUACUACCAGAUCAGAGUUCGGUCCAAACUUUUGAGAGAGAGAUAGAAAGAGAAAGAGAAAGAGAGUCCUUUCAAUUGUUUUAAUUUUUUUUGGCAAUUGGAAGGCGUUUAUUUUGAUGGCAAGCCGUAUAAUAGUCUCUCCUCCGAAGCUCCUCAAAACUCUCAGCCACUUCACGAGGCCACUCAACUCCUCCUCCUCCUCCUCCUCCAUUGCCGUCCAUCUCACCGACAAUUCUGAACCCAACAUCCGAAGACCACCCACCGCAACAGCCUCCUCCGCCCUCAACCUUGACGAUUCCGAGAAGCUCUUCUCUUCCGUACCCACCACGCAGCUCUUCCGCGCCUCUGCCAACCUCCACGCCGCGGCCAUCGAGCCCAUGGUCGAUUUCGGGACGUGGCUCAUGAAGUCCAAGCUCAUGGACGUGGACGUGGUGCGAGGUGCCAUAUUGGGCGCCAUACGACACACUUUUUACGAGCACUUCUGUGCUGGCGAGGACGCCGUCUCGGCCGUACAGACCGUGCGGAGGCUCGACCAUGCCGGCCUCAGAGCCAUGCUUACCUACGCCGUCGAAUACGCCGCCGACAACGACUCUUGUGAUCGCAACUUGGACGCCUUCCUUCAUACCGUUGAGUCCUCCAAGUCUCUUCCACCUUCUGUGAGCUUUGUCAUUGUGAAAAUCACUGCGAUUUGCCCCAAGAAGCUGCUUGAGCGGGUCAGUGACUUGUUGAGAUGGCAACACAAAGACCCUUCUUUCAAUCUGCCAUGGAAGCUGGAUACCCUCCCAAUUUUCUCUGAUUCAAGCCCUACCUAUCACACCCUCAGAAAGCCAGAACCAUUAACCCCACAAGAAGAGCAUGAUCUCCAAUUAGGCCACCAGAGACUGCAAAAGAUCUGCCAAAAAUGCGUCGAAGCAAAUAUUCGUUUGACGGUUGAUGCAGAGCAUUCAUUCGUUCAGCCUGCCAUUGAUUACUUUACUUACUCUUCGGCCAUCUUGUACAACAGAGACGAUAAUCCAAUAAUAUUUGGGACUAUUCAAUGCUACUUGAAAGAUGCAAAAGCAAGAUUGUUGCUUGCAUCAAAGGCUGCAGACAAAAUGAGUGUUCCCAUGGGGUUCAAAUUGGUGAGGGGAGCUUACAUGUCAAGUGAAAGUAAACUAGCUUCUUCUUUAGGCUUUGAAUCUCCGAUUCACAAUGGCAUAGACGAGACACAUGAGUGCUACAAUGACUGUGCUUCUAUCAUGCUCGAAAAGAUUGCCAAUGGCCCUGGUGCACUUGUUCUUGCAACUCAUAAUGUUGAAUCGGGGAGAGUGGCAGUGGCAAAAGCUCAAGAUUUGGGUAUUGGGAAGGUACACCAGAAACUACAAUUUGCACAGCUAUACGGUAUGGCAGACGUGCUUUCGUUUAGCUUGAGAAAUGCAGGGUUUCAAGUUAGCAAGUACAUGCCAUUUGGGCCCGUAGAGAUGGUUAUCCCAUACCUUCUACGGAGGGCUGAAGAGAACAGGGGUCUUUUAUCUGCUUCAACUCUUGACAGGCAACUCAUUCGGAAAGAGUUGAAAAGGAGACUAAUGGCAGCUGUUUUCUAAGGAGCAGAGCGUGGCUUUGAGCAAUCGGUACAAAAACAAGAAUUGUUAUCAUGCCAAGCACUAAGCAGUCAUUUUUUCCUGGAAGAAAAGUCAUUGAGAGUUAAGGUUGAUGGCAUACUCUGUUUGGGUACAUACCUCGAAGAAAUACCUUUUGCCUGUCUGCCUCCACAAGUCAACACAAACGAAAUUUCAGCCCCAGAACCAAAAAAGUCACCUCUUACCCAUGUAAACUCAAUCUACUAUUAGAAAUCAAUCUAUUGAUGCUUAAUCGUGGUGUUUUUUCCAGAGUUUUAUUGUCUAUGAAAGUUCAUUUUGAUGGUUUGCUUGAAA
This is a messenger RNA of Juglans regia (Persian walnut), 2189 nucleotides long. RefSeq names its product proline dehydrogenase 1, mitochondrial. Lineage: Eukaryota; Viridiplantae; Streptophyta; Magnoliopsida; Fagales; Juglandaceae. The record is from RefSeq and is a predicted model, not a curated record. Bases 393 to 1859 code for a protein of 488 amino acids. Gene Ontology annotation, molecular function: proline dehydrogenase activity; FAD binding. The transcript is spliced from 4 exons. Gene Ontology annotation, cellular component: mitochondrion.